AUGAAGGCGCCGAGGAGACCGAGGCAGACGCGCCUCCUUCCGCGGUUCUGCGUCGUCGGAGUCGGUCUAAUUGCAUUCACCUGGAUCUUUGGUUUCAACGAUAAUACAGGUACUGCAAAAAUUGCAUUUAUCUUAACGUAAGUUAUAAACAAACAAGUAAAAUGAAUGACAAAAUGUGUUGUUCAGUGGUUCACUUGAAAACUUAAAGGGACAUUUUAGUUCUUCAGACAAAAUAACACUAUAAAGUUGAGCCAUAUCUGCUGUAUUCCUAAGUAACAAUGCCCACGGAUAAGUUGUUUUCGGUAUUGUUUGUAAUGUAUGUCAAUCCCUCUUUGUAGUGACACAUGGACCCUCAUCAGGGGAAGACGUCUCUGUCUUUAAGAGAGAGCUUAUCCAGGAAAAAGAGGCCAACCACACUGGCACUAUUUCGGCAUCUGGUGAGACAUUUCAUCACUACGUGUCUGUGAGACAAAUUUAACAGGGGAGAGGGGGCUACUGUUAUUAAUCACCGGAAAUCAUUAGCAGAAGCAUCCUCAGUGAAAUGGUACCUUGAAAGUAUGAAGCUUUUCUUGAACUAUCUGUAGGUCUAGAUAAAGAAAUGAGUGUCACAGCCUUAGCAACAGCAGUGCCUGUUUGCUAAUUCAGUUUUUUUUUAUGGCCCUCAUUUUGUAUAUAUCUAUUUUCGAAGUCUGUCUUCUUCUUCUUGCAUCGAUUGACCUCAUCUUUUACUUCAAACUCUGCACACCCAGAUCUUUAAACACAGCUGAGCCUUUGAGGGGACCCAGUUGCUAGGAAACUGAAUGCUGAAUGUUGUGGUUGGACUCUGGUCUGCACGUGAAACUGUUCAAAGUAUCUGUCCUGCUGUAAUGACCUCCUUAUUAGUGGUCUCUAUAUAGAUCCUUAUAUUGUGCUUGAAUCUCUUUGGACUAGACAGAGAUAGUUUCAGCAUCCUAUGGUCUGAUGUGAUAUGAAGACAUUUUCUAUCCAAACACAGAGAAUACUGUGAGUCUCAUAUUGUUGAAAUAUGCCAUUUCUUUUUCAAGUGUAACAUCUUACUUUUGAUUAUUAACAUGCACAUGUUUGAUAAAUGUGCAAAGAAAACCAUGUGACAGGUUGUCAAAAUAUCACGCCAUCUUCACAUGUGAUGCCUGUAACUGCACAAUGAUGCCUCUGUGCAGCAUCUUAUCCACUUUUGUCACACUUCUUUCACUUUCACCAUUCAUGACCUUCUUUUAAAGUGGAAGUUUUAUAAAUCCUGACCCAAAACUAAACCAGACAGCCAUGUCUGAUAAGUCAUCUGGGAGGCAGUGUUCCAGAUUACUAUUUUGCACUGCUUUAUCAAAAAAAAAAAAAGCUUUUUUCAAUCAUAAUAAACUGAGUUGCGGCUUUUUUUGAGCUUGGGUGAAAGCGUGCAGUCUAACAACAUACUCCCUUUUAUUUGGAUAGAGUGGGAUUGUGAUUUUUUCCCUCUUACCUUGAUCAAGUUGUCCAUCUUCUUCUUAGCUAUCGGGGAUUUUCCUGAUGACAUCUUUACUCCCCAGCAGAGGAGACAUGGAGCAGUACUUCUUCAUGUUCUCUGUGUGAGUCCCUGUUUUAAACAACUGUAGCACUCCUUUGUUGCAUGAAAUUCAUUACCAGAAAUAACUGUACUUUUUUUCUAUUCUUCCAGGCUAUCUAUAUGUUUCAUGCGCUGGCUAUUGUGUGUGAUGUUUACUUUGUGCCAUCACUGGAAAAAGUGUCAGAGGUAUGCCGAGUAACAUUUGCAACUGUACUUCAUAUAGACAUGAGCGAUUGAUGUCAGAUGAAAUGUAUUAAUCUAAUGAAAUAAUGUCAGUGCUGUUGUUUAUGUUGGACAUACAUAUUUUGAAAAUGAUUAUUAUAAAGGUGUUGAAUUACAAUAGCUGUCUCAUCUAAAUACAUCACACUAUAAAGGCCAUUGCUAUAUUGUAGCUGAUUUGUGUGGUUUUAAUAUGAUUUUUAUAACAAUAACAGCCUAUAGUAAUAACAAACCUUGGCUGACAAUAAGAAAAAUAUUCAGUAUCACUCGCCUGAGUCUAUCAAACACUUGUCCGUUUUCUAGAACUUACAGCUCAGUCAGGAUGUUGCCGGGGCAACCUUCAUGGCAGCGGGAAGCUCUGCCCCUGAGCUCUUCACCUCUUUGAUUGGUCAGUAUGGUGCUGCUUUAAUCAACUACUCAUUGAAAUGGUUCAGUCCACUGAUUGCCUGCAAUCAUACAUGUCCUCUCCUUAUGAGGUCAGGGAAAGUCAAGUGUGUGAAGAACGAGGCUGUGAUUGGCCAGUUUCACCAUAUAUAUCCUUAACAGACAUGUGGACAUGAUCAAAAGUGCAAAGUUAGGCAUGUUACAGUUUUUCAAUUAUUUACUGAAACACCAAAAAAUGUAUUCCUCUCAGAUUUUAAUUCAUUGCCCAGUGGAAAAGAUUUUGUUUGUAAAAACAUCUUCAAGUUAACAGAAUGUCGACAGCAUUUCAGUCAUGUCCCAUACAGAAAGAAAAAGAAGUGUACACUUUAAAAUAGUGUGAAACUACUGAAUAUUAAUGUAGGAAAAAGAUGAAUGAAAACAGAGGCUGAUACAAUCCUCAUUUGUGUUAUUGCCUCUCAAAAGUGCCACCCUGUCUCUAAAUUUUUGUCACUUGAGGACAUUUCCAGAUGAAUUGCUUCUGAAAUAAUCUAUUUCCUUUGCAGAAUAAAAAAACUGGUUGUGUCAGGUCACUGUUCUGUACAUUAAGUGGUUACAUAAAAGAGGACGUCUGCACAAUCCCUGUAGUUAUGGACCAAAGAUGUAUUAUUACUGCUCAAAGAUAAAGGUUACUAUAUAUAACUUUAUCGUUACAAGGGAGGGUGAUGAUGAAUCAUCCUUUUUUGACAAGUGGUCAGCUGAAAUGUAUUUUACUUGUGCUUUUGGUCUCAUCCUUUCAUUUCCUGUGUUUUAGGAGUGUUUAUCACAAAGGGUGAUGUAGGUGUAGGAACUAUUGUUGGUUCGGCUGUUUUUAACAUCCUGGUUAUCAUUGGCAUCUGCGGCAUCUUUGCUGGGCAGGUAAAGGAAAUGAGGCACAAACUGCAAAAAUACUUACAAUGACCCAGACAAUAUUCAUACGAGUACAUCUUGCAUCCUAUGAUAGUUUCGUGAUUAAACAAAUAAAAAUGUUCUCUGUGUGUGUUUUCUCUUUUCAGCCAAUCUCUCUCAGCUGGUGGCCUUUGUUUCGUGAUGCUGUUUUCUACAUCCUGUCCAUAGUGGUGCUCAUCCUGGUGAGAAAACCAGGAUUAUCUCAGUAUUUAAUCUAUGAAAAGUUUUUUAAUGACAGACUUGUAACUUAAACCUACCAGACAAUUGAACGACAAGGAGAAAUGACAUCUAUUAUAACUUUUUCUUUAUGAGGUUAAAAACACUGUUACUCUACAGCUAGAGAGACAAUCCCUUAAAAGGCAAAAAUAAUCAACUCUUCAUCAUAAAUGAAAUACAUUAAAAAAGAUUAUGCAUUGGAUGUGUUUGCAAUAUAGAAGUCUUGUCAAUGUUAUCAGUGAAACAAAUGCAAGCUAUCAGAAAAUUCUUCUGUUUGUAUGCAGCUUUAACUUGAACAGUAUAGAUGCUGGUAUGUCUUAAAUAUUGCUGGUUAAAAUGUAUUAUCAUGUUCUGUCAUCAGCACUUUCAUUAGUAAAUAGGGUAUAUUAACUGAAGUUAGACAGUCAUCAUGUUGCUUUGAUGUGAGCUGUGAAAAUCACAUUUCCUCAGAGUAAUUGAUUCAUGUCCUCAUUUUAAUUGCAGGUUAUAUUUGAUGAAAAAGUCCUUUGGUAAGACUAAUGAAAUAGUAAUUGGUUUUUUUUGUUUUUUUUGGAUUAGUUUACAAUCAGUUUUAGUGAAUACUGUGUUGAUAUUUCAGGUGGGAGACCAUUAUCUUGAUUUCAAUGUACGGUAUCUACAUACUUAUCAUGAAGUAAGUCACAUUUUAUAGUUUUUAUUGGUACUGGCACAAAAUACUCCCCCGUCUUACGAAUUACCAUCUUUUUUGUGUUUGUUUCUUGUCCAGGUUCAACAGAUCUCUCUACAGCCUGGUAGAGAGACACUGCAGCAGAGCAGGUCAGCCGUGUUUGAGCAGCCUGCGGAGGACGACUGCUGUCGGCAGCAUUGGAGACUGUGACAAUGACAUGGUGCCACUGAAGCCAGGUGCAGGAGCUCAUGUUUGUACGUGUGCAUGUGUUCAUCCAAACCAUCACAAUGUACCCUCAUCCUUUGAGCAGCUCUCAGCAGACUUGGUGACACAGUUUGGGUUGCUUUUCGAAUCCAUUUUUGUUCCCAUAUGAAUGUCAAAAAUACUGAAAUAAAAUGAGACCACUUUAAUGUUUAAGAUUUGUGAUAUAGUGACUCCAUCACUCUUUCCUCUUUAUCUUCCAAAAUCAUCCCUCCCCCUCCCAUUUGUGUCUUCUACUAACCCUUAUCGGUGUCCUAACACUUUGUCCAGAUUCCAGUGUGGUAGCUGGACAGGAUACAGGGGUGGUGAUGGUGGAUGAGCUGCUGAACAGGCACCCUCAUCAGCUCUCCUUCUCAGAGGCAAGCGUCCGCCUUCUCAUCACCCCACAUUUUCCCCCUUCACCCGCCUGCGCAUCGCAGGACAUAUGGUCAUCAACGAGGUACACUGCAUGUGGCUUGCACUCUUACAUGAUUUGAAGUCUCCUGGUUUGACCGGCUCGGACCAAACUGCAGCACACUGAAGGAAACUUUCUCACAUCUGUACAUCAUGAUAAUUUAUUAUUUAAUAUUAGUCCAGACUGAGAUUGGUGUUAGUCUCCAGCUCUGGCUCGGCACAACGAUGCAAUACUUCUCAGGUGAAUUCUCCCCCCUGCAUUACAAAGAAACGCAUAGAAGACUAGGACAUAGAACUAAAUCUUCAAAUCUGCUUCCUUGUUGCAUUUACUCCUGCAUGUGUGCUUGCCAUUUCCAAUCCCAACUUAAAAUGCACCUGCUAGUGCUACUCCUGCUCUAUGCCAUGCCCCUGAUCAGUGCUCCCCAUCCACCCUCUGCUGUAUGUGACCGGCUGCCUGAUCACUCCCCUUGCUGCUAGUUAUAUCAUAGCUAUGAUUAAAGUAAGUAAUUUUCACAAGUCUGCUGCAGCGUUUCACACCUAUUUUUGUUUCCUUCCUUUUUUCUCUGACGCCUCCCCAAUCCCUUGCUCCACUACCUUCAGAGGAAGAGGUUGAUCAGAGCCCGCGGAGGCUCAGAGGAGGGAGGAGCUUCAGGGGAUGAAGGUGCCGGUGUUAAUGGGACUGUGGCUGAGGGAGACAGGCAGCUGCCAGAGGGAGAGAGUGAAAGAGGUAAAGAGACAGUGGGGGAGACAGAUGGGGAAGCACAACCAAAAGACGAGGAGGAGGAGGAAGAAGAAGAGCAGGAGGAAGGAGAUAGAGAAAACGCUCCUUUCAAACCCUUCAUCUUGCCGGGUGAGUGGUGAAAACAGCAGACGCAGUCAUCGUGUGGAUCACUGCAGUUUCCCGGCUGCAUAAGUCAUUUUAGGCGACACUUUGUAAUGUUUCGUUUUUAUUUAUAUCGAGUCAGUUGAAAAUAUUUUGGAUUUUGGUGUCCCCCUGUCAUCAAAGUACUGUACAUUUUACACCCUUGCUGAUUUUACCCUUUACAUACAGGUAUUAGUAUUUUUGUCUGCAACAUAAGCAGUAAAAAUCUUCCUGCUGGGACUUUUCUUCACUAAGAGCGAAUGAUGAAAACAAAUACAGUGACUGAUUCGCCCAAUAAAAAGUGAAAACUAUUUGAAAAGAUUGUUGAUGAAAUUGAAAGGUUUAUUUACUGCAGUCAUAUUACCGCCUCCCUAUUGGUCAGUAACAGUAACUUGCUUAGUUUGCUUUAAGCUAUGAAUUUAUACCUGUCUCCUGUAGUUUGUGUAACAAUGCAACACUGUCAGUAGUUUGAUGUCCUCUGAGUUUAUCUUAAUAAUCUCUCCGUGUCAUUAUUCAUUAGGAAGCAUCGAAAAUAUAGAGAUUUAUACAUUUCCUCACAUUUAUUCAACUUGUAAACUUUGAACCAUUUACACUUCUCAUUCUGAACAUUGUAACUGGCUGCCUUAAGAAUAUGGUGGACAAUGAUGCACUGUUAUUGCGAAUCUUUCAUGUGUCUGAUAUUUUAAGAUGAAAAUGUAUCAACCUGACAUCUCUUUAUAUUGUUACUAUAGAAACAAGGCAGUUAAAUCAAAUUUUGCCUAGACUCGGGUGUCUCCUCCCUUAAUACAUUUGAAAAUAUUUGAUGAUUUGGUUAAAUUCAGGAGGGGACAUUGACAGAUUGAGGCUGAAGCCGCAGUAAUGCAGCUAAGUUUGCGAUGUUUCCCGAGUGUUUGUAAAAAUAAUGAAGAGGAUGGUCCAGAUCAGCUCCUUUUGUGAAGCCCCUCCAGAUAACUUUUGUUGUGACUUGGUGUUGUGUAAAUUUAGAUUAACUGAUUGAUUGAUGAUUCGUUAUGUAGUAUGUCAUGAUCCCUGCUGGGAUGUCUGAAUGUGUGUGUUUUUCCUCAGCUGGUUGGUGUUCUUGUGUGAAGUGGUUGGUCUCUUGGCCGGUGAGUGUCCUGCUUCACUGUACAAUCCCAGAUUGUAAUCUGCCUCGCUGGGAGCGCUGGUACCUGCUCACCUUCCUGUCAUCCACUCUCUGGAUAGCCCUCUUCUCCUACCUCAUGGUCUGGAUGGUAGGGACACGAUUGUAAACAUGCAAACUUUUACACAGAUUAACACAACUGAAGACGCACAUACACACAGGCUCUUCCCUCUGUGUAGGUGACCAUAAUCAGCUACACACUCGGAAUCCCUGAAGUCCUCAUGGGCAUCACUUUUCUGGCAGCUGGCACGAGUGUCCCUGACUGUAUGGCCAGCCUUAUUGUUGCCCGACAAGGUGUGUGCAUAACUUAACCUGCCUCAACACAAAUGACCUCUGUUAUUUAAGGACAUUAAUACUACCUGGCUGUCUGUGCAUUUUGUCCUGAUCUUUCUUGGAACGUUUUUACUGCUCUGACAAAACAUUUUCUAACUCAUGAUUCAUUGACUAGAGUUUGACCAUGAACUCAACUUUUUAAAGACUGAUUGAAUGUAGAGACGACAGCUGGGAUAGGCGGUACAGAAAAUGAAUGAAUGUAGAGACUAAACAGUUGAGAAAAGAAAAAAAGUGUGCGUCUCAGUGUCUGUAUUUGUGAUGAAAAGAAGACCAUGUACCAACAAAAAGUUGCCUGUCUGGGUGCUUGAUGUCUUAUGUACUUCAUAUUCUUGUGUGAGUUCUGCUUUGUGUGUAUUCAUUCACAUUUGGAUGUUGCAGGUUUGGGGGACAUGGCUGUGUCGAACUCCAUUGGCAGUAAUAUUUUUGAUGUGCUGCUUGGUCUGGGCUUCCCCUGGGCACUGAGGACUCUUAUAGUCAGCUAUGGAUCCGUGGUAAAACACCGUCUUUUUCUGUGUCUAGUUUUACUGGACGGAUGAUUAUAAAAACACUGAAAUAUCCCAGGGGUGUGCAGUAGUAUGUGCAAAUGUUAAGGUGUGGAACUUUUUCAAAUUUUCAAGUGAGAGAUUUUCCAGUUGAUUUUUUUGCAGCGUCUUUACUUGAAAAGGACCAAAGUAAUUCAAAGUAACUUGAUUUCAUUCAAAUGCUAAACAGUUUUCCUGAUGUUCGGAACUUGAGUGUCCUUGUUAGCAGUCUGAAAAUAGUAUUCAUCUGUAACUUUCAGCUGUUAGCAGUUUGCAUACAGACUCGGGUGAAAAAACCUUUGAAAUAAAGACAAAUCAGAAAAAUGUUGUAAGACAGUUAGUUGUUAAGUGUUGGGAAAACAAAACUUGAACACUCAUCUCUGCUUUACAGGUGACAAUAAACAGCAAAGGCCUGGUGUACUCAGUGAUUCUGCUCUUAGCUUCCGUCACACUCACUGUGAGUAGACAUCCAUUCUUCUCUUUCUUCAACCUUUUCUGUCGGAGUUGAUUAAUCACAAUUUUCAUACGACAUGGGAAAGUGUUUCCUGACAGCAUCUGCACAACUACUGUGUCCUUACUAAACUUCUUACUGACUGUCCUUAACAGUGUUUAAGGUGUUUUAAUCCACUUUCUUUGUCACCCCGUCACUUUCUCCCCCUCAGGUCUUAUGUGUCCAUUUGAACUGCUGGAGGUUGGACCGCAGGCUGGGAUUCUGUCUCCUGCUGCUCUACGCCAUCUUCCUCCUCUGCUCCAUUGGUUUUGAGAGACUUUAG
This is a messenger RNA of Xyrichtys novacula (pearly razorfish), 8231 nucleotides long. The record is from the annotation of a GenBank genome assembly. NCBI's taxonomy places the organism in Eukaryota, Metazoa, Chordata, Actinopteri, Labriformes, Labridae.